Messenger RNA from Melampsora larici-populina 98AG31, 216 nucleotides. RefSeq lists its product as uncharacterized. The transcript has 2 exons. The record is from RefSeq and is a predicted model, not a curated record. Lineage: Eukaryota; Fungi; Basidiomycota; Pucciniomycetes; Pucciniales; Melampsoraceae. The coding region runs from base 1 to 216 and encodes 71 amino acids.
AUGGCACCACCAAAAUCUGGGAAGACACUUCCACAAAACCUGCCGUUAUCAUAUCUCCAAACACAUGUCUUCUCAGUUUGGUUCUCAAUCACUAUCCCUGCUAUGUUUCAGCAUGCCAAGGCAAAGUGGUUCCCUGAAGUUGUUUCCCAAAUCAUUUUCCUCCACUUGCCCUUCAGUCUGACACUGAAGUCUUAUAACAUGUUUGUUCUAUCAUAA